ACGCACUACAUACACUCUACCGGACAUGGCGGACCUGUGGGCGCGGAUCCAGGCCCAAAAGGCGUCCCUCCUGCGCGACCUGAAGCCCAGACACCUGCUGAACGAGCUGCUGCAACACGGGGUUCUGGAUGAUGACGAAUACGAGAGGGUGAAAAGGGCAGGGGUCACCAGAAAAGACAGAACAGAGGCGCUACUGCUCAUUCUGAGAGGAAAAGAAGUAGAAGAGUUAGCGGCCUUCAUGCAACAAUUGGAAAGACUCUAUCCCCACCUGGCAGAGCAAAUUCGAACUGCAGAAAAAGAGGAAAUGGAAAAAGUGAUCCCGACACCAAGAAACUGUCGGUUAGCGUCGUCCACCAGGGAUUCCCUGACGGUUGCCUGGGACCAGAUAGACGCCGUACCAGGGGGGUCGGUGGAAGUCUCCAUCUUCGCACACGGCAACGACCAGGAGCCUGUACUGCGGGGACAAGUCGGUUGGGAUCAGACUGACGUCAGCAUUGGUGGGCUCAGAGCUGGGACUAAGUACGACGCUCGAGUCCGGGUGGUCAGUGGGCAGCUACGUGGACCAGAAGUGAUAGUUGAGGCUGAGACCAAGACGCUCUGGUCAUCAGUUCCACCUAACUACGCCCUCGUUGCCAUGGUUGUUGCUGUCUUGGUGAUGGUGUGGGUGGCAUCACCAGGUGAAAGGUGUCUCUACCCUAAAUAUAUCUUGGACAUCACCACCAAGAACAGACCCCAUCUAUUUGGAAGGGAGGAAGAUAUCACAAAUCUAACCAUGAUACUAGAGAAGGAUAGUGUUUGCCUGGUCAGUGGUCUCAGAGAGAGCUUUCUCUUCCUGACUUAG
Messenger RNA from Branchiostoma floridae (Florida lancelet), 841 nucleotides. RefSeq lists its product as uncharacterized. The transcript is spliced from 6 exons. Bases 26 to 841 code for a protein of 271 amino acids. The record is from RefSeq and is a predicted model, not a curated record. Gene Ontology annotation, molecular function: protein binding. Lineage: Eukaryota; Metazoa; Chordata; Leptocardii; Amphioxiformes; Branchiostomatidae. Gene Ontology annotation, biological process: regulation of apoptotic process.